AAAUUAACAACUCGAAUUGUGUGGUCUAUUCUUACCGAGGUACUUUGUUUUGUUUUUACUGUUGCAUUGGUCAUGAUUAAUACCUCUCAAAUACCAGCUCUAUUCUUCUGGUCAACUCUAUGCAUUAUAGUAUUGUUAAAUAUGGCAAAUGGUAUUUACAACAGUUCUGUUUUUGGAAUGGCAGCUAAGCUCCCCGCAAAAUAUAUUGGUGCUGUAGUUCUUGGUACAAAUUUAAGUGGUACAUUUACAUCUAUUGCUAACAUUGCAUCAAUUUCAAUAACUCCAGAUGCUCGAACUGCUGCUUUAUAUUAUUUUACCACAGCACUGUUGGUGUUGAUUACUUGUUUGAGUACAUAUUUUGCAUUGCCAUUGAAUAAAUUUUAUAGGCAUUAUGAACUCAUUUAUCAACGAGAAAUUGAAAAUCAAGAUUCAAAACGAGCCGGAAAAGAUGAUAAAGUUCCUUAUUGGCGUGUUUUUAAACAGGCCAGUCCACAAUUAUUUAAUGUAUUUUUUAUAUUCUUUGUAACUCUUUCAAUAUUUCCAGCAGUAUAUUCAGAUAUUAAAAUGUCAAGUAAAGAUUUUCUUUUUGGAGAAAAAUAUUAUACCAGUGUAAUGUGUUUUUUGACAUUCAAUGUGUGUGCACUUAUUGGAACAUAUAUUUCUACAUUGGUUUCAUGGCCAAAGCCAAAAUGGCUUUUUAUUCCUGUGGUACUGAGAGUUAUUCUUAUUCCAUUAUUUUUGAUUUGUAAUUACCACCCAAUUGGUGUUACAAGAAUAAUGCCAGUGCUAAUAAAAAAUGAUUAUGUAUUUUGGGCAUUAUGAGCAAUCCUCGGUUUAUCUAGUGGUUAUUACAGUUCUGUAGCGAUGAUGUAUACUCCAAGGUAAA
Molecule: messenger RNA, 886 nt
Organism: Acyrthosiphon pisum (pea aphid)
Lineage: Eukaryota; Metazoa; Arthropoda; Insecta; Hemiptera; Aphididae
Product: equilibrative nucleoside transporter 1-like
Exons: 4
Biological process (GO): nucleoside transmembrane transport
Cellular component (GO): plasma membrane
Molecular function (GO): nucleoside transmembrane transporter activity
Source: RefSeq, a predicted model, not a curated record